AUGUGGGAAAAUGUUCGAGCUUUCUAUUCCCACGCCAUUGUCAAAAUGUAUGGCUUCUGCUUCCAUCGAGCGUAUAAAUUUCUCGUCUACGACUACAUUCAGCAGGGAAGCCUCCAUGGGACAUUGGAAAAUGAGGAGUUAGCAAAGGAAUUAGAUUGGAAGAAUAGAAUUGCUCUUGCAACUGAUGUGGCUCAAGCAAUAGCUUAUUUACACCAUGAAUGCAGUCCACCGAUAAUCCAUCGAGAUAUCACAAGCAACAACAUCUUACUUGAUACAACCUUCAAGGCUUUUGUCUCGGAUUUCGGCACGGCAAGGAUUCUUAAGCCCGAUUCAUCAAACUGGAGUGCACUAGCAGGGACAUAUGGCUACAUAGCUCCUGAACUCUCAUACACAUCAGUUGUGACUGAGAAAUGUGAUGUCUAUAGCUUUGGCGUGGUUGUGCUAGAGCUAGUUAUGGGGAAGCAUCCAAGGGAUCUAUUAGACGGUAGUUUGUCGAGCGGGAAACAAGCUAUGCUGGUGAAAGAUAUUCUAGACCAACGGCCAACAACACCAAUAACAACAGAAGAGAAUAGCUUAGCUCUGCUCAUCAAGCUAGCCUUUUCUUGCUUGGAAUCUUCACCACAAGCAAGGCCAACCAUGCGGGAGGCCUACCAAACACUCAUCCAGCGACCCUCUUCUAGCUCAUGCCCCAUGACUUUCAGCACACUUACAUUACAACAAGUAAAGUAUGCAUGUUGA
Triticum aestivum (bread wheat) is the source of this 738-nucleotide messenger RNA. Its product is annotated as MDIS1-interacting receptor like kinase 2. Gene Ontology annotation, biological process: protein phosphorylation. Gene Ontology annotation, molecular function: protein kinase activity; ATP binding. Lineage: Eukaryota; Viridiplantae; Streptophyta; Magnoliopsida; Poales; Poaceae. The coding region runs from base 1 to 738 and encodes 245 amino acids. The transcript is spliced from 2 exons. The record is from RefSeq and is a predicted model, not a curated record.